Impatiens glandulifera is the source of this 690-nucleotide messenger RNA. Its product is annotated as protein FAR1-RELATED SEQUENCE 5-like. The record is from RefSeq and is a predicted model, not a curated record. Bases 1 to 690 code for a protein of 229 amino acids. The transcript is spliced from 2 exons. Gene Ontology annotation, biological process: regulation of DNA-templated transcription. Lineage: Eukaryota; Viridiplantae; Streptophyta; Magnoliopsida; Ericales; Balsaminaceae.
AUGGGUUUUGGAGUCCGAAAGUUGGGAACAAGGAAUGGACUAGAUGGCAAACAGAAAAUUUUCUCUAUUGGAUGUGCAAAAAGUGGUUCGUUUACGCCAAGGGGGAAGAAUAUAUUUCAACUUAGACCUUCCACCAAGACCGAUUGUAAGGCCAGGAACAACAUUGUUGUGAGGAAUGAUUUUGAUUUUCAGAUUAGUAGUGUCAUUCUUCAACAUAAUCAUCCUUUGAGUCCUUCAAAUUCUAGACAUAUUAGAUCUCACAAGGUUUUAGAUCCAAGUGCGCAGAGAAGAUUGCAAUUAAACGAUGAAGCUGGAAUAACAUUGGCUAAAAGUUUACAAUCAAUUGUAGUUGAAGCUGAAGGGUAUGAUAAUUUGAAAUUUGAUGAGAGAACAUGUCAGAAUUUUAUCUCAGAAGCUAUGAGGUCGAGAUGUUUAAAUUUUCAUUACACCUUUGAUCUUGACGAGGACUCACGUAUGAGGAAUGUUUUCUGGGCUGAUGCAAGAUGCAGGGCUUCUUACGAUUACUUUUCUGAUGUAAUGACCUUUGACACAACGUACCUGACGAACCGUUAUGACAUGCCUUUUGCUCCGUUCGUCGGAGUUAACCAUCAUGGCCAAUCUAUUUUGCUAGGAUGUGGUUUAUUAUCUAGCGAGGAUGUGGCGUCAUUCACUUGGCUUUUUAAGGCAUGA